Molecule: messenger RNA, 603 nt
Organism: Prunus armeniaca (apricot)
Lineage: Eukaryota; Viridiplantae; Streptophyta; Magnoliopsida; Rosales; Rosaceae
Source: the annotation of a GenBank genome assembly
AUGUGCACAAUCUUCAAAUCUCACAAGCUGUGGGAUAUGGUUGAAAAUGCGUAUGAGCAACCUGUGAAGAAGGAAGAAGGAGAAGCUCUGACUGCAGCUCAAAAGCUUGCUUUGGAAGAGAAUGUUGCAAAGGAUGCUAAAGCUUUGGGACUGAUACAAGGUACAGUUUAUGAUGACUUUUUUCCCAUAAUUGCAUUGAAAGAGUUAGCCAAGGAAGCUUGGGAAAUCCUGCAACAAGAGUUUAGAGGUGAUAAGAAGGUGAGAUCUAUGAAACUUCAAGCUCUUAGAAGAGAAUUUGAAUACACUCGUAUGCAUGAUGAUGAAUCAUUAUCUGGGUAUGUCACUAAACUGCUUGAGCUAGUAAACCAAAUGAAGGCUUAUGGUGAAGAGUUAACUAAACAAAGAAUUGUUCAGAAACUCUUGAUUAGUUUAUCCAGUGAAUAUGAUUCCAUUGCUGAAGUUAUAGAGGAAACAAACACUACUACAAAAAAGGAUAAAGACGACGGGAAUUCACCGUCGUGUAUUCGGUUUUCAAACCGUCGUGGAAUCGACCGACAUCUAUUUGGGUGUCAAACCACGACGCUAAAUCACCGUCGUUGUUAA